Messenger RNA from Pezoporus occidentalis (night parrot), 1094 nucleotides. RefSeq names its product golgi phosphoprotein 3 like (gene GOLPH3L). The coding region runs from base 59 to 901 and encodes 280 amino acids. Lineage: Eukaryota; Metazoa; Chordata; Aves; Psittaciformes; Psittacidae. The record is from RefSeq and is a predicted model, not a curated record. Gene Ontology annotation, biological process: Golgi to plasma membrane protein transport; Golgi organization; retrograde vesicle-mediated transport, Golgi to endoplasmic reticulum. The transcript is spliced from 4 exons. Gene Ontology annotation, molecular function: phosphatidylinositol-4-phosphate binding. Gene Ontology annotation, cellular component: trans-Golgi network; cytosol; Golgi cisterna.
CAGGGGCUCAGCACUGCUGUGUCCGUGGUGCCCAGCGCAGAGCUCGGCUCGGGGGGAGAUGACGACGCUCACGCACCGCAGCCGCCGCGCCGAGGGCAGGAAAGGGGCCGGGGAGGAGGAGGCGGCUGCCGAGAGGGACCCGACCGAGGAGGACCCCGACGACUCCAAGGACAUUCGCCUGACGCUGAUGGAGGAGGUGCUGCUGCUGGGGCUGAAGGACAAGGAGGGCUACACGUCCUUCUGGAAUGACUGCAUCUCCUCGGGGCUGCGCGGCGGCAUCCUCAUCGAGCUGGCUUUCCGCGGCCGCAUCCGCCUCGAGCCGCUCUCCAUGAGGAAGAAGAGGCUGCUGGAGAGGAAGGUGCUCCUGAAGUCGGAUGCGCCCACAGGGGACGUGCUGCUGGAUGAGACCCUCCGGCACAUCAAGGCCACGGAGGCUGCAGAGACGGUGCAGACCUGGAUAGAGCUGCUCACCGGAGAGACCUGGAACCCCUUCAAGCUGCAGUACCAGCUGCGGAACGUGCGGGAGCGCGUGGCCAAGGCGCUGGUGGAGAAGGGGAUCCUCACCACGGAGAAGCAGAACUUCCUGCUCUUCGACAUGACCACGCACCCCGUCAGCAACGGCACCGAGAAGCAGCGCCUGGUGCGGCGCCUGCAGGAGAGCGUCCUGGAGCGCUGGGUCAAGGACCCGCUCCGCAUGGAGCGCAGGACUCUGGCGCUCCUCGUGCUCGCCCACUCCUCGGACGUGCUGGAGAACGUCUUCGCCAGCCUGGCCGACGACAAGUACGACGUGGCCAUGAACAGGACCAAAGACCUCCUCGAGAUGGACCCGGAGGUGGAGGCUGCCAAAGGCAGGGCCACGGAGAUGGUGUGGGCUGUGCUGGCCGCCUUCAAUAAGUCCUAAAGAGCCCCCCGGGACCAUGUGGGGCGGCCUCAGCCCCUCGGCUCAAAGCCGGGGGGGCCCGGGCACAGCGUUCCUGCAGCAGCGGUGGGCUCGGCUUGGGGAUAAGGGGGGGGGUGUUUGGUUCUUCCUCCCCCUGCAGGGUACGAGCCCCCCUGUGUGGCCAGGACCCUCGCUCCUCCACCGGCCACUGCUG